UAUUAGGCCCAAAUAGAAUGUUGACCCAGUGGGCCUCGUAGUACACUUACAUCCUUAUAUAGAAUCAAACCCUAGAAUUCUUAUUCGUCCUUAGCAUUCCAAUUCAGCUUCAGAGCUUUAGCGCCGCCAUCAGGAGAAUAUCCAACAGCAAAAAUGCCUUCUCACAAGUCAUUUAUGAUAAAGAAGAAGCUAGCGAAGAAGCAGAGACAGAAUAGGCCAAUUCCUUACUGGAUCCGUAUGAGAACUGAUAACACUAUCAGGUACAAUGCUAAGCGUAGGCACUGGCGUAGGACCAAGCUAGGAUUUUAAGGUGGAAGACUCAGUGUUUUAUUUAAAAUUUUAUGGAAAGACUUGUCGGAUUAUGUUUUUUUAAAGGUUGGAUAGGAGUUUAUUCUGUGAGGAAACAGAUUGUGUUUAUGAUUUCAGCUGAGAUUAUGUAUUGAAUGACUGAUAAUGAAGUUAUUCUGUUUAUUUCGAGGUA
This is a messenger RNA of Capsicum annuum, 481 nucleotides long. Its product is annotated as 60S ribosomal protein L39-3. Gene Ontology annotation, biological process: translation. Gene Ontology annotation, molecular function: structural constituent of ribosome. Gene Ontology annotation, cellular component: ribosome; cytosolic large ribosomal subunit. The coding region runs from base 154 to 309 and encodes 51 amino acids. The transcript has 3 exons. The record is from RefSeq and is a predicted model, not a curated record. Lineage: Eukaryota; Viridiplantae; Streptophyta; Magnoliopsida; Solanales; Solanaceae.